CCUGGGUGUCCGCGGCGACGUCUCCAAGGCGGCAACUGCUUCCAACAUGGCGGAGGGAAGCGCUGCUGGAUGCCGGGCUGCAACAAGCUCCAGUUCCACAAUGCCAAGUGCGGCAUUCGCGGCGAACCCCGCAUCUGCACACACCCAGACUGUUCCUACUUCGCUGUAGGGUCCAAUGACAAGUGCUUUGGUCACGGAGGCGGUAAGAAGUGUUCCGAGCCAGAUUGCACCAAGCGAGCUGCUGCUCGAGGAGGUAAGUGCUACGAACAUGGCGGAGGGAGAAGAUGUUCCUACCCGGGCUGCAAGAAGCGUCCUGUCCUCAGCAACAAGUGCGCCACUCACGAUGGAGCGCGGAUAUGUACACACCCGGAUUGCCCGCAUAAAGCUGUGUCAAAUGGCAAGUGCUUUACUCACGGAGAAUGCCAGCGAUGCUCGGAGCCAGGUAGCACCAAACGCGCCCAUGUUUAG
Molecule: messenger RNA, 468 nt
Organism: Phytophthora sojae
Lineage: Eukaryota; Oomycota; Peronosporomycetes; Peronosporales; Peronosporaceae
Exons: 2
Source: RefSeq, a predicted model, not a curated record